This is a messenger RNA of Eupeodes corollae, 4303 nucleotides long. It is a transcript of the gene Delta, whose product is annotated as neurogenic locus protein delta. The transcript is spliced from 6 exons. Gene Ontology annotation, molecular function: calcium ion binding. Gene Ontology annotation, cellular component: protein-containing complex; plasma membrane. Bases 1020 to 3521 code for a protein of 833 amino acids. The record is from RefSeq and is a predicted model, not a curated record. Gene Ontology annotation, biological process: establishment or maintenance of epithelial cell apical/basal polarity; cell communication; Notch signaling pathway. Lineage: Eukaryota; Metazoa; Arthropoda; Insecta; Diptera; Syrphidae.
CGAACUAGUUGCCAGUUUUGAAGUUUGCGUGGUGAAUGUCGGGUCGGACAUUACAAAUCGCUAUCGCUACUGCACCGUGCUAUAAUUUUCACUGCAUAUAUACACAUACACACACACAUUUAUUAUUAUAACGAAAUUGCUAUAUACAAAAAUAAAAAUAUAUUAACACCAUUUUUAAUUUUCGUUCGUAUUUUCCAUACUUAAAAAUUAUCAAGAAAUUUAAAAUACACAAAGAGACAAACGCCGGUUUAAAUGAUUUACACACUGUGACAAAAAUCUAAAAUUGGAUUUCUUAAUUUUUUUUUUGUAAAACAAUCGGCGGAAUUACUUAACAAACAAAUCCACCAUAAAAUGAAAAUCUAAGAGUUUUCAUUUUUCAACCAUCCAAAACGCGCGCAUUGAUUGUGAGUUCUGUCAAAAAAAAUCGGGAAAAGACCGUUAUAAUUCCAAUCAAAUAAACGAACAGUCCUUGUCUUGUGGAUAAAAUCAAAUCUUAUUCUUAUUCUUAUUUGUGUGACUGUCUCGACGAACAUGUGCUUAUAACGUUAUUUGUCGUAAAACAAAAUAAAAUCCCACCAAAAUCCUUUGGAUUUGAAAAAAAGUCAAAAGAAAAGUUUAUUUCUCUCAACAAAAAUGAGAAAAGUGUAACAAUUUGUGCGAAAAUAAGAAAAUUCCAAAAAAAAAGGUCAAAGGUUUUUUGUGAUAAAAAGAAAAAUUCUGACGAAAUGGUUAAAUUAAAACUGUCAAACCUUCAAAUCUAAAAAAAGGAAAGGAAAUUUUAUAAAAUUUUUUGUGCAAUAUCACAAAUAAUAUUUUUUGGAUUACAAACCCGCGCGCGCGGAUCUACCUACAAAAACGGAAAUAAGUGCGCAAAAUAAUUUUUCCUAUUUUUGUUGGUUUUUUAAAUAUUCAACGAAACCAAAAGUAUAUUUCGAAAUACUUUUUAUUGAUUAGAAUCAAAAUCAAUACCCUCUUGCUUGCUGCUUCCUGCAAACCGCAACGAAUCUUUAUUUUACAAAAUGAAUUGGAUUAAAAUUAGCCUGUCUGCAUGGAUUUUAUUAUUAGUUUUAACGGAGGUGAACAGUUCCGGUUUAUUUGAAUUACGGCUAAAAUACUUCAAUAAUGACAAUGGACGAGAUCAUGAAGGUCAGUGCUGUAGUGGGCAAUCGGAUGCGAGCGGCAAAUGCAUUGGCACAUGUAAAACACGAUUUCGCGUCUGUCUAAAGCAUUACCAAGCUAAAAUCGACACAACAUCCCAAUGUACAUUUGGUGAUGUUAUAACUCCGAUACUUGGCGAAAACUCUGUAAACCUUACAAAUAUACAAAGCCAAAAGAAGAUGGAUUUUACAAAUCCUAUACAAUUUGCUUUUAAUUUUGCAUGGCCGGGUACCUUCACGCUUAUAGUGGAAGCUUGGCAUGAUACAAACAAUGACUCCAACGCAAGAUCGAAUAGUCUAUUAAUCCAAAGACUAUCAGUGCAACAGGUUUUAGAAGUUUCACCAGAAUGGAAAACCAAUAAAUCCGAAGCACCAUACACAUGGUUUGAAUAUGAUUUUCGCGUAACAUGCGAUCCACAUUAUUAUGGCGCUGGCUGUGCGAAUUUAUGUCGUCCGCGUGAUGAUCAAUUCGGUCAUUAUACAUGUUCGGAAAAUGGUGAAAAAAUUUGUUUAUCCGGAUGGGGUGAUGAUUAUUGUCAAAAACCACGCUGCAAAAAAGGUUGUGUACACGGAACAUGUGACCAGCCCAAUACUUGCCAAUGUAGUUCUGGCUGGAAGGGACCACUAUGCGAUCAAUGCGAACCCUAUCCUGGAUGUGUGCACGGAACAUGCAACGCACCCUGGGAGUGCCGUUGUGAUGAAGGCUGGGGUGGUCUGUUUUGUAACCAAGAUCUCAACUACUGCACCAACCAUCGACCCUGCCAUAAUCAAGGAACUUGCUUUAAUACGGGACAAGGCCUUUACACCUGCAAGUGUGCGCCUGGAUUCAAUGGCACCGAAUGCGAGACCGUUGUUACUUCCUGCGAGUAUGAGCCUUGUUUGAAUGGUGGCAGCUGUUCCGAUGAUAGUGCAAACAACAGCUACAAAUGUGACUGUCGUAAAGGUUGGACAGGACGACACUGCGAGGAUAAAGUGCACACGUGUAUGGACAAACCCUGCAAGACAGGAAACUGCCGGGAUACCAAAUCGGGGUUUAAAUGCGAGUGCCCAUAUGGGUACAGUGGAAUUCAUUGCGAAACGCACGUGGACAAUUGCAAUCCAAAUCCCUGUCAAAAUAAUGGUAUUUGUAUGGUCAGCAGCACUUCGGAAAAUUCCUUCAAGUGCCAAUGUUUGUCCGGCUUCACCGGGGAACACUGCGAGGAGAACAUCGAUGAUUGUCAAGGUAAUCCCUGUCUAAAUGGAGGAACCUGUAUAGAUAUGGUUAAUCAAUUCCGUUGUCAAUGUGUACCUGGAUAUCUUGGUUUGGUUUGCGGUGAAAAGGUCGAUCUCUGUCUAACAAAGCCUUGUGCCAAUGGAGGAAGCUGCACAAAUCUUAACAACGACUACCAGUGCAUAUGCCGAGCGGGAUUUACAGGAAAAGAUUGUAGUGUUGAUAUUAAUGAAUGUUUGGUACAACCCUGCCGUAAUGGAGGAACCUGUGUAAAUCGAGUCAAUAGUUAUCAAUGCCUCUGUGCCAAUAAUUACCGCGGCAAACAGUGUGAAGAAGAUUCGUUUAACCAAGUCUCGCCCAAUGCUCAACAAUACGAAGCGAAUCCUCAAGGACCACGUAGUGACGGGCUAACCAGCGGUCAAGUGGUCCUAAUAGCCAUCCUCUCAGUUGCCAUGCCAGUGGUUGCCGUCAUUGCUGCCUCAGUUGUUAUUUGUAUGAAACGCAAACGUAAGCGUGCCCAGGAAAAAGACGACGCUGAAGCCAGAAAACAAAACGAACAAAACGCCACCGCUAACGGAAUGCACAAUGGUCAUGGAAUCGGAGGCGGUAUGGGUGGUAUGGGAGGCAUUGGCGGAGUCGUUGGCAUGGGUGGCUGUGGCGCUGCCACACUCUCAGCAAAACGUACAUCAAGCAGUGCUUUGGCGUUCGACAGCUCCAAUCCCAACAUCAUCAAAAAUACCUGGGACAAAAGUGUCAACAAUGUGGCGAGUGUGACAGGUGGCGGUGGUGGUGGUGGCGUCGUCGGUGAGGAUUGUCUUAUGAACACUAGUCUCUAUGGCGCUGGUGUAAUCUCCGGUUACAGUGACAAUAAUAACGCCAACAGUGAGUGCUUCAUUGGCACAAUAACACCGCUGGCUAGAGCAAAGUCACAAAAACAGCUUAACACAGAUCCAUCACUGAUGCAUCGAGCAUCACAAAUACUCAGUAGUCCGCCUACAACCAAAGAAUACAUGCUCCAGCAGGAAAGCAGUAAAAGAAUAUCAGUGCUGGGUGAUUCAGCGUAUUGCAGUCAAAGGUGGCCAGCGUCAGUGGCGGCGGCGGCGGCGUCAUCCCAAAAUCAACGAACUGUCGUUUGUGGGACCCCCCAUAUGUAGUUAUCCAAUAAAAAAAUAUUUUUUAUAUUAGAAUUGUAAAAAUAACUGAAGGUUUAUAGUUCCCUCAUCUCAUGUGUGUAGUUAUGUUUUCAUUUGUAAGCCUAAGUAUUACCUUCCUGAUCCCUACUACUUAAACAAAAAAAAAAACAAAAAACUACACUUUUUACUGAAUUUCUUUAUUUUAACCUUAAAUAAGUUAAAUUUAUUUAAAACAAAUGUGUUUAAAUUAAUCGCUGACUGACUGUAGAUAUAAAAUGUUUUUCCUUAAACCAUUUGCUAUCCAAAAUAAUUCAUCUUAUCUUAAAAAAUUAUCUCUCCACUUAAGCUCGGAUCAGACUGUGAUUAAAUAUUAAACCGUCGCUGUAGAUCGAAUAAUUUUUAACCCAAAAAAGUUUAUUUUUAAUUAAAAAGCUUUCUAAUGAAAAACAACUACUUAGCCUUAAAAUCUGGUCCUCAAUACUUCAUUGUUUCUCCUGAAAAGUAAACUUUUCCAGGUUACAAAGCAUUCGAUUCACAGCGACGAAAUAUUGGUUUGAAUCGGAAACUUAAUUCUUCAAAUUUUAUCUCGAAAUAUCUUCAACAGACAUUUUUGGCUUAAUUCAACCAUAUUUCGACCUCCAGUCAAUUCCUAGCUUUAGUAACUAAGUAAUUUAUUUGAUGAUGUAACAAAAGAUUGUGUUAUAGAAAAAAACAAAAUAUGGACAAUUUCUAGACUUAGCGGCAAAAUACUGUAAAAAAAAUUAAAAAAAUGAGUUAAAUAUUUAAAAAAACAAAAAACAAAA